Molecule: messenger RNA, 1332 nt
Organism: Lactuca sativa (garden lettuce)
Lineage: Eukaryota; Viridiplantae; Streptophyta; Magnoliopsida; Asterales; Asteraceae
Product: autophagy-related protein 3
Biological process (GO): glycophagy; autophagy of mitochondrion; nucleophagy
Cellular component (GO): cytosol; phagophore assembly site
Molecular function (GO): Atg8-family ligase activity
Source: RefSeq, a predicted model, not a curated record
AAUAUUGACAGUCAUCUAAUACCUCGGCCUACUGUUUCGACUCCCAUCACAUAAAGUUACCUCGUGAUCGCUCCACGUUGCUUCCCGUCUUCGUGAUUGUAAUGGUUAGCGUAAACUCACUUUACUACGCAUAUCCAAAACCUUAAAAUGGUUUACUGAUUUUAUUAUCAGGGUUUGUGAUCUGAUUAUUCAUCGAUCAGCUUUCGUUACUCGGUUGGAUUCCUAUCGUAUUCUGUGGUCAAUCGGAGAUGGUUUUAUCGCAAAAGCUCCACGAGGCGUUCAAAGGUACGGUAGAGAGGAUCACAAACCCUAGGACUGUAUCUGCUUUCAAAGAGAAAGGUGUACUUAGCGUUAAUGAAUUCGUCAUCGCCGGAGACAAUCUCGUUUCCAAAUGUCCUACUUGGUCAUGGGAAUCAGGUGAUCCAAAUAAGAGGAAGUCAUAUUUGCCAUCUGAUAAACAGUUUUUGAUCACUAGAAAUGUUCCUUGUUUGCGAAGAGUUGCAUCAAUACAAGAAGAAUAUGAAGCUGCUGGAGGUGAAAUAUUGCUUGAUGAUGAAGAGAAUGAUGGGUGGUUGGCUACCCAUGGGCAACCAAAAGAUACCAAAAGUGAUGAGGAGGAACUUGUUCCUUGUAUGGAAACCCUAGAAAUAAGCAAGAAGAAGAACAUCCAGUCAAUUUCUUCAUAUUUUGGCACCCAGGAGGAAGAAGACAUCCCAGAUAUGGAAGAGUUUGAAGAAGCUGACAACCUUAUUGAGUCGGAUCCUGCAACUCUUCAGCCUACAUAUCUGGUUGCACACGAGCCUGAUGAUGAGAAUAUUCUACGAACUCGAACUUAUGAUGUGAGCAUCACGUAUGAUAAAUAUUACCAAACUCCUCGUGUUUGGCUUACUGGAUAUGAUGAGUCAAGGAUGCUUCUUGAGGCAGAGUUAGUCCUUGAAGAUGUCAGUCAAGAUCAUGCUCGCAAAACGGUAACUAUUGAAGACCAUCCUCAUUUGCCUGGGAAACAUGCAUCUGUACAUCCAUGCAAACAUGCGGCUGUGAUGAAGAAACUAAUCGAACCCCUAAUUGCCGGAGGACUUGAACCACAAGUUGACAAGUACCUUUUUUUGUUCCUGAAAUUCGUGGCUACUGUUAUUCCAACCAUUGAAUAUGAUUACACCAUGGAUUUUGACUUGGGGAGCUCCAGUACCUGAUUUAUGAUUGGUGUCUUUUGUUGGUUCAUUGUAAAUAUUUCCUUUGCAAAAAAACAACCUACUGAAUUAACUCCUCAACUGUAUCUGUUACUGUGUAAAUUGCUGGAAACACUUGUUUUAUUUAUCUGUUUGUUUGCAA